This is a messenger RNA of Megalobrama amblycephala (Wuchang bream), 1976 nucleotides long. It is a transcript of the gene nipsnap2, whose product is annotated as nipsnap homolog 2. The record is from RefSeq and is a predicted model, not a curated record. The transcript is spliced from 10 exons. NCBI's taxonomy places the organism in Eukaryota, Metazoa, Chordata, Actinopteri, Cypriniformes, Xenocyprididae. The coding region runs from base 65 to 925 and encodes 286 amino acids. Gene Ontology annotation, cellular component: mitochondrion.
GUGCUGUUGCACUGCAGAUGUUUAACUCUUUCCUCUCCUGCUGUUUGUGUCCUAUCAGUGGAAGAUGGCGACCAGAGUCCUUCAGACCUCCUGCUCGGGCCUAUAUCAGGCUAGAAACACGGGCCGGGCGAAAGGACAUGUUACUGCUGUUAUCAGGGGUCUGUCAGCAUCUACUAACCGGAAUCGAGAGGACAGCUGGUUCAAAUCACUGUUUGUGCGGAAGGUGGAUCCGAGAAAAGACGCGCACUCCCAUUUGUUAGCCAAGAAAGAGGAUAACAACUUGUACAAAAUACAGUUUCACAAUGUGAAGCCCGAGUGUCUCGAGGCGUACAACAAACUCUGUGAUGAGGUGCUGCCGGCCAUCCAUAAUGACAAGCAUUACCCGUGUGAGCUGGUGGGCACGUGGAACACCUGGUACGGAGAGCAAGACCAAGCUGUGCACUUGUGGCGGUACAGAGGAGGAUAUCCAGCUCUUACUGAAGUCAUGAGUAAACUGAAGAAUAACAAGGAGUUCCUGGAGUACAGGAAUGAAAGGGGCAAGAUGCUUCUGUCCCGCAGGAAUCAGCUGCUGCUGGAGUUCAGCUUCUGGAAUGAGCCGGUGCCCAGAGACGGACCCAACAUAUACGAGCUGCGCUCCUACCAGCUGAGACCCGGGACCAUGAUUGAAUGGGGCAACUAUUGGGCGCGAGCUAUCGGCUACCGGCAGCACAACCGCGAGGCAGUCGGCGGCUUCUUCUCUCAGAUAGGAAACCUCUAUAUGGUCCAUCAUCUUUGGGCGUACAAGGACCUGCAGUCCAGAGAGGACACGAGGAACGCCGCCUGGCAACACGAGGGCUGGGAUGAAGUCGUCUAUUACACCGUGCCCCUCAUUCAGCACAUGGAAUCCAGGAUAAUGAUCCCACUGAAGGCGUCUCCGCUGCAGUAAUGAAUCCAUCAAAUCCUCACCGUUACGUCCCCAUGAGCUGAAGGCCAGACCAAGACAUUGGAUACAUUCACUGCCGUGAUCGACUCUGUCGUCAUGAUGCCAACCAACUCGUUCUGAUCCGAACAACUGUCCAAAAGUUGCACCAGCAAACCAAAUUGAAUUUGUAGGAAUGAAGGCUGUUACUGUACUUCACUAAGUGUUGACAAUUCGUCAUGUGAUGUCUUGCGUAAGGCACAUCUAAAAUCUGGUUGUUACAUAAAUCAGCAUAUUGCUAGGCUUGGAAAAACACAACUAUAGAUCUAUUGAAUAAAGAUUGUUGCUAUAUUUAAAGGAUAUGAAAGAAGGGCAGUAAAGUGCAUUGAAUCACCAUAAUACAUUGGCAGUGUAGAGCGUUAACCUUUUCCAGUGUGGUGGCCGAUAAAUCUUUGAUUCCCAAUAUUUCGGUACAGAUUUGGAUGAGUUGAAUAUUGUCAGAAAGCAUUUACUGUUCACCCUGCUGGGAAAAACUCACUUUAAACUCGCUUGAGUGCUGCAAUAUAUUCAUGUAUUUAUUGCAUAUUUAUUUGCUGAAAAUAUAAACCCCCACAUGGAGAGGAUUUCAGGUUAUAAUAACAUAUUAUGAUAAAUACAGCAGAAUCUAUCCUACAUAUUCAGAUAAAAGCCCUGGUCAUUAUGCAGAUGAUUUAUUAAUGCUCCAUACGUUUGUUGCUAAAAUAGUCAGAAAUCAAUUGAACUUGAACUGGGAAAGCCUCAUUGGGGACAGGUUGUGUGCAAAAUUAUUUUUUAGAAAUCGUUUUAUUUAGUUGCUCUAUUUUAUUUGUGUUUGUUUCUACAUAGACAUGCUUUUUACAUGCCUUUUUUGUGUUGUGAAAUGUCUCCAGUUCUGCUUUGAUCAGCAGCUCACUGACAGACUGAUUUCUAGAUUGACUUUGUUUUCUGUGCGACCGCGGCAUGCGUAAUCUACUGUACAUUGAUACUUCGGGAUUUAACAGCACAAAAUGUUUCAAAUCAAUUAAAAACUGUAUUCAAUAAACCAUAACUGAUCAUUCUA